Molecule: messenger RNA, 2664 nt
Organism: Trichogramma pretiosum
Lineage: Eukaryota; Metazoa; Arthropoda; Insecta; Hymenoptera; Trichogrammatidae
Gene: conu
Product: rho GTPase-activating protein conundrum-like
Exons: 10
Coding region: 466-2373 (635 amino acids)
Biological process (GO): signal transduction; regulation of actin filament polymerization; regulation of small GTPase mediated signal transduction
Cellular component (GO): cytoplasm
Molecular function (GO): GTPase activator activity
Source: RefSeq, a predicted model, not a curated record
AGGUGAGUCGCACGCGAGGUUAUAUUUCGCAAUUCGCAAUCGAAUUCGUGUACCAAAAUAGUUUCCGUCAUCGCGAUUGUGGUUUCGCUGCAGACUGACCGCUGCUGGCCAACGUUGACCAGUUUUUUAACUAUCAUAUACGAUCCUCGCCUAUCCGAAUUUGCACGACUGAUGGUAUUUGCUCCUUGUAUGCAGCCUACAUUCGCAAAUUUACAUUUUACAAGUGUGGAACUUUUCGUGAAGAAUUUAUAAGCUACCUGUCGACGAGGCGCGCCCGAGUAUUCGCAGGAGAAGAGAGAGAGAGAGAGAGAUUAUGGCGCUAGAUUAGACGCAUGCCCUAGGUAUGCGCUCGCUCGCUGCAGGUUUUUAGAAAGUACAGUUUAAUGCCAAUUCUGCACGAUGACAGCUGAUACGAUUGAUUGACCAAAUAUUUGCUGACACUCUGGACACUAAAUUUGUUGUACAAUGGAUAAAAGCAAUCCUUCAAAUUUCAGUGCAACAAAUACUAAUCCCCAUGACUGUUGGGAAAUUUAUCAAAAAGUUUUAGAGGAAACAAAAUCUUUGGAGGAUUUUCUGGAUGAAGAAAAUUGUCCAAAAAAUUUUGAUGAUGGAGAAGCAGAAGCUGAAUGGUUAAAAGCAGCUGGAUUAGGUCAACUUGUGGAACCAUGGAAACAGGGCAGGGAAAUUCAACCUGAAGAAUUAGGUGCUGCCCUCAGAUCGUUAUCGUUUGCACAAGCUGAAGCAGUUAAAAAGCGUGUUAAUUCUCUUAAUCAUACUGUAAAGCAAAAAUACAACCAACGUCAAAAAGUUAAAAAGCCAGACAUUAGAUAUGUUUUUAAAGAGUCUGAGGCAUCUAGUACUGGAACAAGAUCAAGAAGUGCUACUCCAGACUCUCUUGAUUCAGUUCCAGGUGAAACUUCAGAAAAUUCAAUAUCAUUGUCACCCUCGUCAGCACCAUCUGUUAAUGUAAGCACUUCUCACCAUGAAAGCUCUCAUGUGCCAAGUUUUGUAUCUGUAUUUCAUCGACAUACUAAUGAUAAUAAAGAAGGAAUAGGUAAAUUAUCAAGUCCUUCUACAAAUUCACCUAGCUCAGCUCUACCUGUUCAUGAAAUAUUUCGACGUUCAGGCCACUGGUCUCAUCGUGGCGAUAUUGCUGGAGGAGACUCAGAAGGAAUAAAAUUAACUGCUUAUCAAAAACUUGGUACAAUACAUCUAUCAAGAUCAACCAUCCAAAGACUUAAUGAAAGUGAUCCUAGUCAAGUAGCCAAUGGUGAUUUAGAAAAGAAUAAAUCUAAAAAUAUUACAUUAAGAAAUUUAAAUAACCAUGCUACUAUCACUCGAAGUCACAGUAGCUUGUAUGGAUCAAAUAAAGUUAAAGAAGGUAACCCUGAAACUCGUCCCCUAAAUCGUACUUCGUCACAUGGACAUUUAAGUUUUGAAGAAAUGUGCAAAGCCAAUGAAGCUAAAAAUAAUCAGUGGAAUCCCAUGGAUAUGAGUUUAGAUGAUAAUUAUACUCAACAAGAUAUACAAUUACUGUCUCAACGAGAUUUUACUAAACUACAGCCUUUACUAUGGCUUGAAUUGACAUCAGUAUUUGAUAAAUAUAAUUUACCACUUUUCAAAAGAAAGCCUAAUAAACGAAAACGUAAAUGUGGAAAUGUCUUUGGAGUAUCUUUAUCUACUCUUCUUCUUCGAGACAGCCAAUUGCAAAAUGAUGAAAGUAAUGUCCCUUUAGUUUUUCAAAAAAUCUUACAUGAAUUGACAACUCGAGGAGUAACAGAAGAAGGAAUUCUUCGAGUUGGAGGACAUAAACAAAAGGUGGAAAUUUUAUGUAAAGAAUUGGAGGCAGAUUUUUUCAGUAAGCCUCAAGAAAUAGAUAUUCUCAUAAAGCGUACUCCAUGUCACGAUUUAUCAGUUAUUUUGAAAAAGUUACUUCGGGAUUUACCCCAACCUUUGCUGACAGUGGAACUCAUUGAUGCAUUUUAUCAAACUCACGGUGUAAAAAAUCCAAGUGAUCUAGCAUAUUCGUUGAAUCUGUUGGUGUUACUACUUCCAGUCGAAAAUCGUUGUACUCUAAAAGAACUCCUAACUUUCUUUAAACUCGUCAUUGAAAAUCAAUGUUCAAAUAAAAUGACUAUACAUAAUGUUGCUAUGAUAGUUGCACCAUCGCUAUUUCCACCUCGUUAUAUCUAUCCUAGAGAUGAAAGAGAUUUAAGCGCUCAAGUCAAUAAAGCUGCCAUGUGUUGUCAAGUAACUGAAUCAAUAAUAUUGAAUUAUGAUAAAUUAUGGGAUGUACCAAGCCAACUUAUUAACCAGCUGCAUCAGCAAACCAAAGAGGAACAUAGUAGAAGAAUGAAGAAGAAACAUUUGUGAGAUUUUAAACUUAUAAAAAAACUAAUUUUUGCUAAUAAUAUAAUUCGAAGAAUAUAAUUCUCUUUAGAUUAAACGUUUGUACCUGGUACCAUGUAACUAGGAAUAUCGUUGAUACUUAGAUUUUAUUAAUUAUUAAUAGGAAAUCUUACUAAAAACAAUUGUACAGUUUUAUAUUAUAUAAUUACAUGUCUCACUUGCGAUGCAGUACAUUAUUGUAAAAAGCAAUAUAUAUUUAAAUAAUCGAGACUAUUGAUGAUUGUUAAAAAUAAUGAGAAACUUUAUUAAAUAAAA